Molecule: messenger RNA, 2083 nt
Organism: Aricia agestis (brown argus)
Lineage: Eukaryota; Metazoa; Arthropoda; Insecta; Lepidoptera; Lycaenidae
Gene: HPS1
Product: Hermansky-Pudlak syndrome 1 protein homolog
Exons: 11
Coding region: 76-1848 (590 amino acids)
Biological process (GO): vesicle-mediated transport
Cellular component (GO): BLOC-3 complex
Molecular function (GO): guanyl-nucleotide exchange factor activity
Source: RefSeq, a predicted model, not a curated record
UUAUAGUCUGCGAACAUAAAACUUAUUGAUUGAAUUCUCAGAGUACCUACUUUGUUAUAUUAUUUUGUUGAUAAAAUGAAAGCCGUAUUGAUUUUUGAUAAUGUUAAUGAUUUAUUAUUUUCUAAAUGGGAUGAGGAGUUUCUAUUGCGAAUGAAAUCUUUUGGUGGUCAAGAAAUAGAUGGAAAUAUUACAGAUAACUACCACAUCUCGCAGUUAUUGAGCCCUAUUAUAACAUCACAACGCAUAAUGGCAGCCCAAUUCAGCAACACAUACACUUCGAUGCAAUGUAAGGAUAAUACUACUAUAGUGUUUGACGAAUGGCUGGAUCAUGUCCUAAUGAUCAUAUGUGAGGAGGACUUAGAUGACGCUCACCGAGAGCUGAUGGACUGCAAAACACUAGUCCAACAUGUUUGUGGACAGAAUAUCAAUCUUUUACAUUCAGUAACCUAUCAGGACUGGUUGUCAGUGCUGCUAGAGAGCAGAACCAAGGGUGACUCCAUUCCGGGCGCCAGUGGAGUGAUCGGGGAGAGCGGAGCUACAUUGGCCGCACUCAAUGCAUUGAAGUCUGCUAGUAAAGAGAUCAAAUGUGGCUCGUACCAACAUUACCACCUUAUGCUCUUCGUUGGCGAUAAGAUGCUUGCAUUAUAUUCUACUCGUGGCUGCGAAGACCUCAUGCCCCCUGAUCUGAUACUGCUGAGUAUACAGUGUGUGGCCGCACAAGAGUAUUGGACGGAACUGAGACAGUUAGAGGAGGAAGACAAAGCAAGCAGCAAUGUUCGCUUGCCAUGGUUGUCAGCAGAGAACAGCGCUAUAGUGAACAUGUGCGCGAGCGGCACGGGCAGCCCGUGCGCGCCGCACUCGCUGCAUUUAGUCGAGUUGGCGCCGCGCAUCGUAUUCGCUAUGCUCGUUGAUAUGGAACUCAGGGAAAUUGGUAUAUCGGCUCACCUGUCCAGCCAAAUCCUGUGUAAUUUAAGGAGGCUGCUUUUACAAAGGAAUAUGGAAAUGGUGCCAACUACACUAGAUUCACUGGAACAAGCUAUUAAAAAGACUACAGACGCACUCCGCAAGAACAAAUCCAACAGCGCCCUCUGUUCUCGGCUCACCAGCAGACUGCUGGAGUUACGCAAGGCAGCCGCGGGCGGGGCUUCGCCCCUGUCCCCCGACACCGCCGCCGCAGCCCUACACACCGCCCUCGAUGCUGUGCUAGAACAGCUCAAACCUGAUAUACCGAGUCCCAAGCUCAAUCUGACCGAGUUGAAGACCCAACUGUCACCGUAUCUUGACUUCUUGAAACUGAAAGCAGAGAGAUAUUUCAAUCUUGAAUCUGGUGAGUCGGACGUGGGCAGCUCGAUAUCCCUGCACAAGUACGUGGAGGAGUUCCCCGGCCUCAUACACUUCGUGUACGUCGACCGCACUACGGGCCGCUUCCUAGCGCCAGACAUGGCAGAUUGCGUCGACAUGCUCACACCUAGCACGGUGCGUGCGGUGAUACGGCGUUCGCUAGCAGCCUUACGCGGCGGCUGCGGCGCGGCAGCGUGGCGUCGCGGCGCGUUGCACGUGUGCGCGUUACAGUGGUGGGAGCGGCGCGGCGCCCCCGCCCGCUCCGCGCACACCCCCGCCGCUGCCCGCGCCCUGCCCCCGCCCGGGGAUAUACGAGGGAGCUUCUACAGACAACUGCAAGAGCUGGCGUUUCCCAACGACAGUCAAGGUGUAAGUCUCAAGGAGCUCAUCUGUAUACAUCUGGGGCUCCUACCAGCGUCUACGGCGGUGCAGCAGGCUCGCAGAUUGGCACAUUCCGUGUACGAGUUAGCCGGGGAAAACCCCGCCGUAGCUAAUGAUCUACUGUGAUUGAACUAAAAUCUGGUAUUCGAUGAAUAUUCCGUUGCGGUAAUAAAUGUAAGCAUAUUUCAUUUAAGUAGAUAUAAGUUAAUAGUUAUAAUCUUAGGUUCACUUGGAUAGCCGAUUUCAAAAUCAUAGAAUAUUUCCAUUAUAUUCUACCCAUAACCCAGAUCUUCGCGAGUGGUUUAAAUACUGAAAUUGGCAGCUGCAUCUAUACAGGGUUUAACAAAAAUAAGUGAUAAUA